AUGUUAUCACUAUACCUUGCUAUCACGUAUCGUUCUUAUUUACCACGAUCUAAGAGACAGAAAAGAGCAUCAGAAGCAGUUCCUAAGAAGAAACAAAGUGAAAGUGUAAUGACAUCAAAUGUGGUGGAACAGCAUCUGCAACCAGUUCUCGACCAUCAAUUAAAACCACUAUCCAAAAGAGAGUCACAACCAGUUUCUAAGGAAAAUCUACAACAAGUUCCCGAAGGUGGAUCACUGCAACCACUCUUCGCAAAAAAUCAGCAACCGGUUUCAUUUCUAUCAACGGAUGGUCGAACUAAGGACCAAGCGAAAGAACAGCACUAA
This is a messenger RNA of Brugia pahangi, 324 nucleotides long. Lineage: Eukaryota; Metazoa; Nematoda; Chromadorea; Rhabditida; Onchocercidae. The record is from the annotation of a GenBank genome assembly.